Messenger RNA from Larimichthys crocea (large yellow croaker), 4828 nucleotides. RefSeq names its product glycerophosphodiester phosphodiesterase domain containing 4a (gene gdpd4a). The record is from RefSeq and is a predicted model, not a curated record. NCBI's taxonomy places the organism in Eukaryota, Metazoa, Chordata, Actinopteri, Sciaenidae. The transcript is spliced from 16 exons. Gene Ontology annotation, biological process: lipid metabolic process. Gene Ontology annotation, cellular component: membrane. The annotation marks the transcript as partial. Gene Ontology annotation, molecular function: glycerophosphodiester phosphodiesterase activity.
UGCCGGGCUGUGGGUGAGUGUUUGCCCGUGACCAGACUGAAGCUGGGGAAGCUAAAGGUGGUGCGGCGGCAGCUGCUGCAAAGGUAUGAGCACCAGCCAUUUGUCUCCUGCUUGGCCGGCCUCUACGGUUGCCAAUGGAGACGAUACCAAAGAGCCCGGGCGCAGCCAGGAGAGUGCUGCUGCAGCAAGGUGGAGUGUGGCAGUUUUGGCCUCCUGAUCCUCACCUUCUUCCUGAGUUUUUUAUUCCUCUACUUCUGGAGUGAAGCUCAGAACGACUACGACGACUUUGACUGGUUUAACUUUGGGACUCUGGGGUUCUGGUUUCCCUGGUCUCUGGUCCUGCUGGUUGUUGCUGCUUCUCUCUUCACAUACAUCGCCCUUCUCUUGGUGCUGGCAGUGUGUCUGCUUUCUGAAGGUCAGAGGCUGUACCUUCACUGGAGCCACAAGACUGGCAUCGUGGUGACUUUGGCGUUCUCCGUCACAGCCACCGCCAUUCUUUCUGAUCUCUGGAGCAAAGAAUGGAAGACUCUCCUUCUCUCCCUGCAGGUGACAGCACCUUUCCUCCAUGUGGCUGCAGUCGCACUUAUGGCGAUUCUCUCUUGGCCAAUAGCGUUGCACUUCUUCCGCAUGAACAAAAAAGUGCGUCAGGUGGCUGUCCUGGGUCUCUACCUGUCCGUGCUGUUCUUUCUCUACCUGGUCCCUCUGGGAAUGUACUCACCCUGCAUUAAAGAGGCAGGAACGCUGGGACCUGCUCCAACACUCAUCGGACAUAGAGGAGCUCCGAUGCUGGCUCCAGAGAAUACUGUGAUGUCAUUCGAGAAGGCCGUGGAAGCAGGAGGAGAAGGACUGGAGACUGACGUCACCAUCAGUUAUGAUGGCGUUCCCUUCCUGAUGCAUGACUCCACCCUGAGGAGAACCACUAACGUUGCAGAGCUUUUCCCAAAUCGGACACACCUGGAUGCCUCCAUGUUCACCUGGGCCGAGCUACAGCUGCUGAAUGCUGGCAACUGGUUCUUAUCGAGGGAUCCGUUUGGUACUGUGUCGACCCUGUCUGAGGCCGACUGCUUCCAGGCCCAGAACCAGUCUAUUCCCUCACUGGCCCAGUUCCUGGAGUUAGCAGCCCGUAGCGGCAGACUGGUGCUGUUUGACCUGCGCAGGCCACCGUAUGGACAUCCCUACAGUCAGACAUACAUCAACACCACUCUGCAGGUGGUGCAGGCCCACAUCAACUCCUCACAGGUGCUGUGGCUGCCAUCUGAGGACAGGGAGCUGGUCCAGGCUGUGGACCCAAAGCUGCAACAGACAUCUGGAGAAAAGGCUUCUAUUCAGGAACUGACAGACAGCCACAUUACCAGACUGAACCUGCACUACAGCACCAUGUCACAACAGCAGAUCAGUAAGUACCAGUCAGAGAACAUCAGUACUAACCUGUAUGUGAUCAGCCAGCCGUGGCUCUACACUCUGGCCUGGUGUGCUGGAGCUCAGUCCGUAACCACCAACUCCAUCCACAUCCUGUCCAACAUCAACAAGCCGCUUUUCCUCAUGACUCCAGAGGAAUAUAGUUUGAUGUGGAUUCUGACUGAUGCUGUGUCUGCCUUCCUCAUCAUUGCAGUAUUCAUAUUCCAUUGGUGGAGAGAGCGAGGCCUACCCUUCUGGUCCGGCAGCCGUCAGACUCACGAAAAUGGACCGUACAGCAAGUUCAGGACAGAGCUGAGUGAUGUGUGGUCAAUCUCCAGCGUCAACGUCCGACCUGACCUACGGAGCACGCCCAGUUCACCCAGUACCCCUCACCUGCCCACCAUCACGGAGGAGUGACGGGGGAGAGACAGAGAGCAGAGAGAGAGAGAGAGAAAGUACUUUGGUUUCAAAUCAAGUAGUUCUCAACAAUCAAAUGUGACCAUUCUUACUGCCACAUGCAGUAAACAAACAAUACAGUGACAGUUUGCAGAAAUCAUGUGAAAUAGAAAAUUGUGUAUCCGUGUAGGACGCCAUCACAUCACAGGCUGAUUGAAAAUAUGUUUUUAGGAUGGCAAAUAAUAUUUCAAAACAACAGAAGAAAAGUGAGCAGAUUUCUGUAACCACAGACAGACAGCAGAAACAUGUUGAGGUAACAUACGAGACCGCAGACUCUCUUGUCUUUCUCCACUUCCUGUCUCAUCCUCUCAGUCUGCGGGCCGACUGCCUGCAGGAGCCAAACUGCUGACCCAGACCUCAUCCACUGAUGUGCCAUCAGGACCGGAGCAGAGAGACUCUGGACACGAGCCCAGGAGCAUCAGUGUUCAUUUCCAUACUGUAAUCUCAUACAUGCCAUUAAAAUGCCUGGGCACUGAGGACAGUUAGACACUAGCCCAGAGCUAGCUGACAUGCUUGAGAACAUCGCUCAUCAUUCAACACCACCAGCUGAGCUCCACAACGCAAGACAUUAAAGAAACUAAACAAGAAAACAAAGAAUAUUUACUGCUGUAAUCAUACAGCCUGCUUCACUCUUUCCGUCUCGUGUUUCUAGUUGAUAAAAACCAAAUGUCUGUCAAAGGAAGAACAGCAGAGUGAACCGUGAAACUUCAGAGCAGGAGAUGAUGGACGAUGAUGAAUCUGGACUUCUGCAGGAGCUAUACUUUUUCAUUUUCAGCUGUACAGAUAUCAGGUGCAUUAGACCAAACCUUAAACCAUGUCUUAAGAUUUUAAUCUCUGUGUGUGUCUGUGAGUUGUUGGACUGACAGAAUGAAUGUAAACCUGAGGUUUGAGGGUAGAUGUUAGUUACUAUUUUUGUUUUGUACUAAAGUGAAUGUAUUAUCAAGUGAGGCCAUGUUUCUCAAAAGCAUAUGAGGAACGCUCUGGCUGGGAGUUUUGGCUCGUCAGUUUGGCUGCACAUUUGUGCCAAAUGUAGAAUCAGCUGCUCUAAAUAAAGACGAAGAUGCUUUUGAGAAACCAGACCAUGUGCUCUUUUUAUGAGGCAGUUAAUAUGCUUUCUUCUCAAAUGUACACACAGAGUAUUUUCUGGAAGAAUGACCAUAUAGUCCAUCUGUGCAAUGUUGUCCCAACUUCAACUGAUUUUGGAUCUGGGAUCCAGAGUGUCUUGUCUCAGUUUUCAGGUGUGAUGUUAGGGGCCUUGUUCUUCUGAGGGUUUUUUUGCCCCUUUGCUUGAUGUUGGAGACGAAGCAGGAUGUUCUGCAGUAAGUGCCAUUUAAAAAACAAACCAACAAAAAAACUAUGGCUUUGUUUUCAUCCUUUAGAAUCCUUUUAUCCAUCCUGCACAGUAAAUGUACUGGAAUUAUUGCAUCGGAAAAAAAACAUUAUAUUAUAUUUUCUGGCAAAUCUCCCUGGAUGUGGGUUUCUAUUGCCAGAAAUUGAUGUAACAUGGUUCACAUUGGGCUCUGUUAAAUUUAACCUGCAGACACAAUUUUACCCAACUUGCCUUUCAUUGAGCAUUUAAUCUCCCAUUCUGGCUCAUUCUUGGAUAAUGUUGAACAUAUUAAGUUAAGAGCUUGUUUGGAUUUUGGCUGUUGGUCUUUGUGUGUCCUGUACCACCGUUCAGUCGGCUGUCGUCCAUCGGACUGAGGUGGUGCUGAAGCGCGUUUGAAGGCAGAUGAAUGUUAGGCGGCAACACAAGACCUCGUGGUUGCUGAUUGAGAUUGUGGUCACUGCAUUUCACAGUUGAGUCAUCACAGUGCAGAGUCACAUGACUGUCUUAAGACUGCAAGUGCAACAAAGCAACUUAAUGUACUGUAUUGUAUUGUAAUAUGAAUAAGUGGUUAGCACUUAGUUUAAGUGUAUUUGUGUUCCUGUUGAGAAUAUAGUAGCUGAUCUGUUGGGUAGGCUAAGCUACAGUUAUUGAUCACUGCACAGCCAUAUUUAUUCUAUUGAAUAUGUUUAUCACUAUAAGACCGUUCAUUUUAGGUGAGUGAGUCCGUUAACAGAAGUACAUUGAAUUUCCUUUGGAAGUGCAUUACAUUUCAAAGCUUGCAUGUGCUGGAUUUAUCCACCUUUUGUUUUAUGGAUGCUUUCUCAAAGAUACCGCCACCCCACACAAAAUCUACCUUAUUAAUGUCAAACUGUCUGUAAAGAGACUUCCAGUGGUGGAAACAAUAUUCAAACAUCCAUGGAAACUUUGGGGUUUCCUAAAACACAGUCAGGUUAAAUAGCAGCAGUCUCAAGGUCAAGAACAAACAAUCUGCUGCGAAACUUUCAGCAGAGCCGCACACCAGGUGAUUCUUUUCUCUCUUUGACCUCUGGACUGCUGCCCUGUUUUCCUGACUUCAGUUUUGGGAAAUACAGACUGUUUUUUAAGACAGGCUUAACUUUUGCACAGACCUUUGUUGGUACCUUCAACCCAACUAAGCAAGAAACCUCUUUUUGCGAACUCAUCAGAUAUCCUGAAAACAGAGGUUUAACCUCAGGCUCUGUUUUUGCUUUUAAAUCUUUAUAUUUAGGACAAACAUCCAGUUAAGUUAUGGCCCUUGCAUGCUGCUCUGCACGCAGAAAUCUCCAAAGAUGUUUGGAGAUACUCAGAGGAAAUGGAUGUUACGAACAUCAAACAUGCGUUUUGUUUGGCCCACAGACUUCUCAGUGUUCAAACUCAGCCACCUUCACUGAGAUUUUCUUGGCUUUAUUAUUAUUAUGAUCUCAUUCUCAUUUUCUAAUCCAGUCCAUCAGUACAACAUACCUGCUUUGCUGUCUUGAUGCAAGAAUAGAUAUAAUUAUUUAUUUUUACAUGCCCAUGUAAUGGAAUUAUUAAAUGAGCUCUCCUUUGUCAAAGCUGUCGGUCCUGACUGGAAGCUGUGGUACUGUUGGCUGUUGUCAAGCUCGUCUUUUUUUUGUCUAAAUGUGA